UGAGAGCCUGGCUUCCUCCAGGGCCGCCUGGCGCAGUUUCCAUGGUGCUCGAGCCUCCCAGAGCGGAGAUGGCCUGCCUUGUGCAUAGAGAUGGAGCCGGUUGAUGGAGGAGCUGAGCAUGACAGUGAUGAGGAUUCAUACGAAGUACUGGAUUUAACAGAAUAUGCAAGGCGCCAUCAUUGGUGGAACCGGGUGUUUGGCAGGAAUUCUGGACCUAUUGUAGAAAAGUAUUCUGUAGCUACUCAGAUUGUAAUGGGUGGCGUAUCAGGCUGGUGUGCAGGAUUUUUAUUCCAGAAGGUUGGAAAACUUGCAGCGACUGCAGUAGGCGGCGGCUUUCUUUUGCUACAAAUUGCUAGUCAUAGUGGCUAUGUACAGGUGGACUGGAAAAGGGUUGAAAAAGAUGUAAACAAAGCAAAGAAGCAACUCAAAAAACGAGCAAACAAGGCAGCUCCUGAAAUCAACACAUUGAUUGAGGAGUCAACAGAAUUCCUUAAACAGAACAUAGUUGUAUCUGGCGGGUUUGUCGGAGGCUUCUUGUUGGGCCUUGCAUCUUAAGGACAUUUCUCUUCCUGCUGGCUUAACCAUGAUAAUGAAGAAGGGUAGCAACACACAGUUCUUAAGUGAGGCAGUCUGAGUCGCUCUCUAAUCACUCCAGAGCAAGAUGGAUGGAUUUGCCAGACAAAUCUUGAGUAUUUUGCAUUUUAGGCUUUUGCCUCCUUAAGCUCGCUGAAACAGGUUUGCUGAAAAAAUCUACAGUGUUUUUGCAUAGCAUUCCUGAAAGAACAAGAACUGGCUAACUUUUGUCAUAAUUUUUAUUAUUGUAUCUCCAUGCAGAAUUCAGCAUAUUUAAUAAGCUAUCUUUUGGCUCUACAUCUUUUUUCCAAUUUUAGGGAUAUAUUUUUAUUAUUGUUUAAGACAAUCCCGUGCUGUGUUUAAUCAUGCCUAUGACUAAAUGUGUAUAUUGUGCUUGAAGCGCAGAACUAGCCAUCUUCUGUAGAAACCACUGCAAUAAAAAUAAUCUAUACAUCAGUAAUAUCUUUUUGCAAAGAUGAAAUAACAAGCAAUUGUGAACCUAUUAAAGAGUGAAGAUCAAUCAA
Lacerta agilis (Sand lizard) is the source of this 1097-nucleotide messenger RNA. It is a transcript of the gene FUNDC1, whose product is annotated as FUN14 domain containing 1. Gene Ontology annotation, biological process: autophagy of mitochondrion. NCBI's taxonomy places the organism in Eukaryota, Metazoa, Chordata, Lepidosauria, Squamata, Lacertidae. Gene Ontology annotation, cellular component: mitochondrial outer membrane. The transcript has 5 exons. The record is from RefSeq and is a predicted model, not a curated record. The coding region runs from base 91 to 555 and encodes 154 amino acids.